AUGGGGGACUACUCGUGCCACUCGCUGGUGAACAUGGGGCCUCAGGGCCGGUGGCGCAAACCGCUGCUGAUCACGAUUCCCAUCAUAGUCCUGUUUAUGAUCUACAGCUCCGGCUUCAGCUACACGCCAGCCAGUGCAGCAACAGCUACAGACCUCCCCGCCGCCCAGAAUGUCUCGCUCCUCGAGACAGACCCUAGCAUGCCCGCCAUCAUCAAAGCCCUCUACGGCCCCAUCCUGCACCCCAUCGACGCUGCCAACUUCACCGACGAGGACGGCGAUGUAUACCACCUGCAUGGCAAGCCCAAAUUCACCAAGAAGCUGGGCAAGAAGGUGCUCAUCCUGGACAUCGACAGCAGGCCGCUCACCGGCGAGGGCCAGCUCAUGAACAAGGAGCUGAAAUGGAAGGGCAUGCGACCGCUCUCUGCGGGCAUGCUCAGCCACUACAUGUUUGCAAGCAUCCACGGCUACGACUACAAGUUCAUCCGCGCACCGGACUACGCCGACCGCUGGGGCACAUGGGUCAAGGUGCCCAUGAUGAAGGAAGCCCUCAAGACGCACGAUUACAUUGUCUUCAUGGACUCGGAUGUCAUGUUCCACUACCCCCACCUGCCGCUCGAGUGGCUGCUGAACUACUGGAACAUGACCGACGACACGCUGGCCAUGAUGUCCAUCGACCCCAACGAGCCGCAGAACUACGACGCCAAGGGCAACCGCUACCUGAACACCGGCUUUGUUAUUGCCCGCCAAAGCAAGCGCACACAGGACAUGUACAAGGCCUGGGCCGAGUGCCCCUCGGAGACCAAGUACAAGGGCUGCGCAAGAUGGAAGCUGGACUGGGCGCACGAGCAGGCUGCCUUCGGCAACUACCUUCGAUACGACUACGACCGACCAGACGAUAUCCGCGUUCUUCCCUGCGUCGAGGCCAACGGCGCGCCUGAAGCUGAGAACCGCGGCGGAUGCAAGGGCAUUUUCGUCAGGCAUUUCUGGGUGGACAAGAGCCUUGUAGCCAAGAACCUCGCCGACUCUGUCAUGCAAUACUUCCUACCGAGGCUACACCAGUUAUAUCUCUCGACUGCAAGCGAACACAUUGUCGAUGCAAAGGGCUUCAAGCUCGAAGGAGCAGAGCUGGUCGAGUUGACUGAUGAAGAGAAGGAGGCCAAGAAGAAGGAUGGCAACAAGAACCAAAAGGACGAAGGUUAUUAG
Messenger RNA from Ascochyta rabiei, 1203 nucleotides. RefSeq lists its product as uncharacterized. The transcript is spliced from 3 exons. Gene Ontology annotation, biological process: protein N-linked glycosylation. Gene Ontology annotation, molecular function: glycosyltransferase activity. Gene Ontology annotation, cellular component: Golgi membrane. Lineage: Eukaryota; Fungi; Ascomycota; Dothideomycetes; Pleosporales; Didymellaceae. Bases 1 to 1203 code for a protein of 400 amino acids. The record is from RefSeq and is a predicted model, not a curated record.